Molecule: messenger RNA, 3686 nt
Organism: Etheostoma spectabile (orangethroat darter)
Lineage: Eukaryota; Metazoa; Chordata; Actinopteri; Perciformes; Percidae
Product: double-stranded RNA-specific editase 1
Exons: 10
Coding region: 63-2378 (771 amino acids)
Biological process (GO): adenosine to inosine editing; RNA processing
Cellular component (GO): cytoplasm; nucleolus
Molecular function (GO): adenosine deaminase activity; tRNA-specific adenosine deaminase activity; double-stranded RNA adenosine deaminase activity
Source: RefSeq, a predicted model, not a curated record
UCCGUCGUCUGUGGACGUCCACUCUGACUGCAUGCUGAGCGCCUGCAGGGGACAGAUUAGUGAUGGCUCUGCUGCCGGACGCCGCUGCCGUCUGCUGCGUGAUCCGCCGCCGCUGCCGGGGGGGGCGGAGGAGGAGGAAGCGACGCUGUGAGCGCAGAGGUCGAGUGGGAGAUUGGAUACCCCCAAACCAAGGGAGGCUCCUCACCAUCGAGAGGGACGGAGUUAAAACCAUGAGUUCACGGCGCACAGAUGUUAAGGAAAAUCGGAACGUCUUCUCCAAAGAAGGGGUUGCAGCUGACGCUACUCAGCUCCCCAAUGGGGGUGCUGGGGGUGGGAGGAAACGUCCCUUAGAGGACGGCAAUAACGGGCAUACCCAUUCAACGUACAGGCCCAAGAAGCGUAAAAAAGUCAUUGGGCCCAUUCUGCCUAAGAAUGCCCUAAUGCAGCUAAAUGAGAUCAAGCAAGGGCUGCAGUACAAACUGCUGUCUCAGACCGGGCCGGUCCAUGCGCCCGUCUUUGUGAUGACUGUAGAGGUCAACGGGCUGCUCUUCGAGGGUUCUGGUCCCACGAAAAAGAAGGCCAAGCUGAACGCAGCGGAGAAGGCUUUGCGCUCCUUUGUGCAGUUCCCCAACAUGUCCGAAGCACACAUGGCCAUGGGCCGGACGCUGUCUGUUCACACAGACUUCACCUCGGACCAGGCGGACUUUCCUGACAUGCUCUUCAACGCCUUUGAGACAUUGAGUCCCGUAGAUGACCCGUUUCACCUUGCAUCCAACAGCUCUUUGGAAAUUUCCUUCUGCUCUUUUGGAAUCAAGUACCCAAUGCUACCCUCCCCUGUCAAACCUUUACCCCCACACCCUAUGGGGGCACCCUUAACCCCACACCCUAUGGGGGCACCCUUAACCCCACACCAUAUGAGGGCACCCUUACCCCCAUUCCCGUCCGCCUCAAUGUCCCGUACAAGCAGCAAGAACCCUGUCAUGAUCCUGAAUGAGUUGCGGCCGGGCCUAAAGUAUGACUUUGUAUCAGAGUUUGGGGUGAGCCACAGCAAGAACUUUGUCAUGUCCGUGACCGUAGAUGCGCAGAACUUCCAGGGUUCUGGGCGGAACAAAAGGCUGGCAAAGGUCCGGGCUGCACAGGCGGCUCUGUUUUCUCUGUUUAACAUGCAGCUGGAUCAGGCUCCGUGCAGACAGCCCAUACCCAGAGAAGGACUGCAGCUUCACCUGCCACAGGUCCUGGCAGACGCCAUCUCUCGCCUGGUUGUUGAAAAGUUCAGCGAACUCACAGAGGACUUCACGGCUCCACACGCUCAACGGAAAGUUCUGGCUGGUGUAGUCAUGACAACGGGCGCGGAUGUGAAGGAGGCUCAGGUGAUCUGCGUUUCCACAGGAACAAAGUGCAUCAACGGGGAGUACAUGAGCGACAGAGGUUUGGCCCUCAACGACUGCCACGCUGAGAUUUUGGCUCGCCGCUCGCUCGUCCGGUUCCUGUACUCGCAGCUGGAGCAUUUCCUGAGUGACCAGGAAGAGGAGCAGCAGAAGUCCAUCUUUAGCCAGUGUAAACACGGACGAGGUUUUAGACUGAAGCAAAACGUUCAGUUCCACCUUUACAUCAGCACAUCGCCGUGUGGCGACGCCCGCAUCUUCUCUCCGCAUGAAGCCGCCAUGGAGGAUCAGGGCGACAGACACCCGAACAGAAAGGCCCGCGGGCAGCUGCGCACUAAGAUAGAGUCCGGUGAAGGAACCAUCCCAGUCGGCUCCAGUCACACCAUCCAGACGUGGGACGGGGUUCUGCAGGGCGAGAGACUGCUCACCAUGUCCUGCAGUGAUAAGAUAGCCAGGUGGAACGUUCUUGGACUGCAAGGCUCUCUGAUGAGCUACUUCACCGAGGCCGUCUACUUCUCCAGCAUCAUCCUGGGCAGCCUGUACCAUGCAGACCACUGCUCCAGAGCCAUGUACCAGAGGAUCAGUGAGAUCCAGGACCUGUCACAGUCCUUCAGCCUCAACAGACCGCUGCUCAGCGGAAUCACAAACGCGGAGGCUCGUCAGCCAGGAAAAGCUCCUAACUUUGGUGUGAACUGGACGCUGGGAGACGUGGGCGUGGAGGUGAUCAACGCCACCACGGGGAAAGAUAAUCUGGGCCGACCCUCGCGGCUCUGCAAACACGCUCUGUUCAGCCGCUGGAUGCACCUCCACUGCAAGCUGGCGUCCAGCCUGCGGAUCCGGACAAGGCGGCCUGGCAGCUACCAGGAGGCGAAGGCGGCAGCGGUGGAGUACCACAGCGCCAAGCAGACGCUCUUUAGAGCUUUCCACACAGCUGGCCUGGGCACCUGGGUGAAAAAACCCGUAGAGACGGACCAGUUUGCUCUCGCCGACUGAGGUAGAGAGUUAGGGUUUAGUGUCUCUGACACAACAAAUGUUUUGGAUCAGUUUUAACGGAGUAAAUUCCCUCUGGAUUGCCAUGGACUGGAAGAACGAGGCACGCAAUCCACAUGUCCACCUUUUCUUCUUUUUGUCAUGCACUGAAAGAAUUUUUUUCUCUAAAUAUUCAGACUUUUGUUUUUUAAAUAUUCAAGAUUUUUCUCAAAAUAGGCAAGCUUUUUUGGGCAAAAUAUUCAGACCUUCUUCUAAAAUCCAUGGAUUUGGUAAGAAAAGGUCAGUACAUUUUAACGUUCCACCUUCGUUUUAAUAUCCUCAUGCUGCUCCCUCUCAACCAGCAGUACACAUUCUCAUUCAAUAUAACGCAUCAUAGGUUACUAAAACAAGAGACAAAUGUAAAAAACAGACUUUGGGAAUUGAACAGCAUUUCCGUCUAAAAUAUAACGUGUGAUCAUAACAGAAUAGUAGGUAGUCUACUGUAAAAUGUUAAUUGUGUUGUGUUGCAGAAUGUUCCCCUGCAGUUUGUAACAAACCUUUUUCGGCUUUGUUGUAAUUCUUUUGACUGCACAAGAUAUUUUCUUUUAUUUCAAGCUGAGAAUAUGCUACUCAUCCACAGCCCCGCCCUCAGUUUCAACGACAGCUUUAGAGAUGUCUGAUGUUCCUCAGAAAAUGCAAAUUUGGUCAAAGUGGAGGAAGCCUGUGUGCACCUAAUGCUCUCGUUUCCAAUGUUACCUUUCACAAGUUGUUUUUCAGACAUUUUUGUAGCUUUUUGUCAGUUUCCUGACCCAGAGAUUGAAAAACUGACUAAAUGGGCCCCCGACCCAGAGCAUCAGAAAAUCCCACAAAGGAUCCCAACCCAGAGUGUCAAACAGUGACUCCAAAAGGGGAACACAGAGUGUCAUGGGAUUACAUUCAACUUUAGUAGAAAGACUUUUUUCUUCAGAAACUAAGCCCAAAGGCACCUGACCAUGCAUUGUUUUUUUGACACACUGGCAGUUAGACGGAGUUAGACUAGAUCAACAACCCUUAUGCAAUUAGAAUAUUUUUUGCGUCUAUAAUUCUCUCCUACAGUGAAAUAACCCCUAUCACAACCAGUAAAAGAUCACCAAAGAUUAUGUCAUUUACAUUUCAUUUAAAUGUCUCUACCACUGUUGAUGUUUUACUCUUGCAACACAAAAAAGUCAUGUCCUGAUCCAGCUUCUGUUUAUUAGGACUAGAUUUGAAAUUUAAAUUGUUGUUAAAGGUCCCAUGAAAUGGAGCUCUUUGGAGGCUUUUAUAUACAGUACCUUAGUGGUCCCCCAAUACUGG